Molecule: messenger RNA, 1023 nt
Organism: Saccharomyces kudriavzevii IFO 1802
Lineage: Eukaryota; Fungi; Ascomycota; Saccharomycetes; Saccharomycetales; Saccharomycetaceae
Gene: URH1
Product: trifunctional uridine nucleosidase/nicotinamide riboside hydrolase/nicotinic acid riboside hydrolase
Exons: 1
Coding region: 1-1023 (340 amino acids)
Biological process (GO): purine nucleoside catabolic process
Cellular component (GO): cytosol
Molecular function (GO): purine nucleosidase activity
Source: RefSeq, a predicted model, not a curated record
AUGACUAUUAGUAAAAUACCCAUAUGGCUUGACUGUGAUCCUGGCCAUGACGAUGCUAUAGCUCUUUUACUGGGCUGUUUUCAUCCAGCUUUCAAUCUUCUAGGGGUCAGCACAUGUUUCGGUAAUGCACCACCCGAAAAUACUGACUAUAAUGCUCGCUCUCUUCUUACUGCAAUGGGCAAAGCUCAGGCAAUCCCGGUUUAUAAAGGUGCUCAGAGACCUUGGAAAAUAGAGCCUCACUACGCACCUGACAUCCAUGGCAUAUCAGGUUUAGAUGGCACUUCACUAUUACCUAAGCCAACAUUCGAAGCAAGAACGGAUAAGACAUAUAUUGAAGCCAUUGAAGAAGCAAUACUGGCCAGUGACGGUGAGAUAUCCUUUGUUUCCACCGGGGCUCUCACUACAUUAGCUACGCUUCUAAAGUAUAAACCACACUUGAAAAAAUCUAUUAAAUACAUCAGUAUUAUGGGGGGUGGACUUUAUGGCCUAGGAAACUGUAAUCCAAACCUUUCCGCUGAAUUCAACGUCUGGAUUGAUCCUCACGCAGCGAAUGCCAUAUUCUGUGAUCCCGAAGUAAAAGACAAAUGCAUAGUUGCACCUCUGAAUUUAACCCACAAGGCUAUAGCUACUUAUAAAGUCAACGAAGCAAUUUACAAUGAAGACAAUAACUCCAACUUCCGAAAAUUGUUUUUCGAGCUCUUUCAAUUUUUUGCUCAUACUUAUAAGGAUGUACAAGGCUUUGAUUCAGGCCCGCCUGUGCAUGAUCCGGUGGCUUUGAUACCACUUCUGGAGUUUUAUGGGUGGGACUUGCCAUCUGUAAUUGGGUUUGAUUACAGCAGGAUGGAUAUAUCCUGCAUUGAUGAUGUUUUUAAUGAAAACCUGGGGGAAAUUAUCAUUGAAAAAGAGUAUCCAAGCCACGGCAAUGUUGGCUCAAUCGUCGGUCUAGAUUUGAAUGUCCAAUAUUUUUGGGACCAAGUUUUUACAGCUUUAAACAGGGCAAAUAAAUUGUCAACGAUUGAAUAG